AUGACUGCUACUUCCAGUUCAGAUGAAUCGAUCGAUGAGAUCUCCCUGAAAGAACAGAUCAUUUCCAAAGUCUCUUGCCAACCUGGAGACAUCAUCAUCGAAAAACAUGCGGCAAAAGAAGUGACGAAGAUGCUUGAAAAACACGAAACAGCAGCGGUUAGUCGCUACAUCAAGAAGUUUUUGGACGAUUGGAGGAGCCAAAAAGUCUCGAUUGCGGUCUACGGAGAUAAGGAUAAUGGAAAAAGCCAAUUGAUCAACACUUUGAGAGGCACGAAUUCGGCUUAUACAGUGUCGAGCUCCUGCACGUCUCCAAUGCCCUACGUGUAUCCCUUUAAUUCGAAUAUCCAAUUUUGGGAGCUCCCGCCGAUCGCGCGCGAGGGCCGCUACAAAAAGGAUAAGUACUUAAAAGAAAUAAACGCUUCCCGCUUCGAUCUCGUCAUCAUUUUAUCCUGCAAUCGCUUCGCUAUGACUUCGGAUUGCUGGCUAGCCAAGCAAUUCGAGGAAUUAAAAACGCCAGUUAUUUUCGCUAGGACUAAAGUCGAUGAAAGCGUCGAUCAAGACCGUAAAACCUACCCACACACCCACAGUCUCGAGCGCUGCCUCGCCAGAAUCCGCAAAACGGCGAUGACUUCCCUCUCGGAAAAAUCCAUCAAAACCGAGAGUUUCUAUAUGAUCGGCAGCAAAAAGCCGCUUUUGUACGAUUUCGGCGACUUCAUCACUGCUUUGGUCGAUCGACUCAAGCCAGAAAAACGAGAAGCGUUUACGCUCAGCAUGAUUCCUGUCAAUCCGGCUGUGAUUCACAAAAAAUACGAAAUUCUGAGCUCUAGAAUUUGGGUCAUUGCCUGUUCCUCCGCUGCGAAUGGUCAGAAAGUGCCAAAAUCAGAGUCAAAGGCGGAAUUGGAAAUGAUGUUAGAUGAAGUGCGAUUUUACAGAAAACAACUGGGAGCGCAGGAAGAUGCGCUGCGAAAAAUUAAGGACCGUGAACGUGACUUUCUCGGGGCCAUGGGAAAGAUCAACUACACAAAAGAGGGAUUAGAGGAUUUGGUUAGAAAGGCAGAGGUGGAGACGGAUGCUGAUAUGUUUGUUACGAGUUUGAAGAUCAUCUCGCUUCGCUGGUGGAUGAGCCACCUAGGUGUUGGAGCUUCAUUCACAAACACAUGCGCCGUUCUCCGCUUUCUUCUCCACAAUCUACAGAACAUCGGCCUCAAAUAUCUCAAAAUCCAAGACCAAGAAAAGAUCGAAAAAGAAGAGCGUCGCAUUCGAGCAAAAGAAGUCAUCGAAAAAGCUCGCAAUGGCGGUUCUUCUAUCAUCAAAUCUUCCAGUUUAUCAUCAAAAAAGAGCUCUUCCAGCUCAUCGGGAGAAAAGAAGAAAAAGAAGAAGAAGAUUUCCUUGAAAUCGGAUGAAAAAGAAGAUUCUGGUCAAGGAACUUCCAGCGGCGAGGAUACUAAAAUUAAGAAGAAAAAGAAGACAAAGACCAAAUCCGACUCCGAAAACGGCGAAAAGCGCAAGAAAAAGAGCAAAAAGAAGUCCGACGAUAAAAAAUCGGACAAAUCCGCCUUUAAGUCCGAAAAACCAGCUCCCAUCCGAGUCAUCAAAAUCAACAGAGUCAUCACUCGCGAGCACUUAGCCUCAGCCUCCCAGACCAGUUUUUCUACCAACGCAGUUACAGUCUUGGCUCCAGCUACAACAACAUCGACUCAAGGAGCCACUCAAAACCCAACCAAUCCUCCUACUUCUGGCUGCGACGCUUCCAAGCCUUCCACCUGCACUUCCCUUACCACCGCAGAAAUUGGCCUGGAAAACGAGUGGUCCUGCCGAAACUGCUUCAGAAUCAACGCGCACUAUCAACUUCCCGCUACUUGGCAAGACACUGAUUUCGUCACGAUCAAGUUCAAAAUCCCCGUCACUUGGAGCACCUUCUCGCAUCCAAUUGACAAUGUCCAAGCUCUUGAUUCUGGCUUGACUUGGCGAAUUAAUUUUGCUGCUGGAGCAAAUUUUGAAUCGGGAAUGAUGUUUGAUGCGAAUUUGAUGGCGCUGCAGACAGUGACGAUGUCGAAUUCGGCUGUUUUCGAGGAGAUCAAAUCUUGUCCCUGUACUAAUACAUCUGUAGGAACAACAACUGCUUCUCCUGGCGGUGGAGCAACUACGACCCAAGCUCCAGGUCCAACUACAACAACCCAGGCUCCUGGUCCAACAACAACGACUCAGUCGCCCGGACCGACCACUACUCAAGCUCCAGGCCCAACAACGACCCAAUCUCCGGCGCCGACCACAACCGUAGCUCCCUGCACUCCUUUCAACACCCUCGGCAGCUUCACCCACUACGAUCUCCGCGACAACGACAUUGAAAACGGCGCUUGCGGCUUGAUGUGGAGCGGUAGCAAUCUUGGAACAACCAUGUUCGUCGCUUUGGAUCAAGAUACCGACUACGACUCGAACAGAAACUGCGGCCGAUGCAUCAAAAUGAAGUGCGAAUGCACUCAGAGCCAGUUUCCAGGAGCCUGCGCUGCUGGACAGGAGACCAUUGCUAUUGUCGCGGAUAACUGCCCCGAUGCAGGAUGCCAUCAGGGUCAUGUGGAUAGUUCUACCUGGGUCUGGAACUCGGUAAGCGGAAAUGAAGCGCCUUCGAUUUAUGAUGGAAGCUGGGAGUUUGUCGAGUGCCCAGCCGGAUUCGUUCCUCACCCCGUUUCUCAGAUUCGCUUCAAAACUGGCAGCUCUCAAUUCUGGAUGGCUAUUCAACCCUCGAAUCACAAAUUCGGCAUCGUGAAAAUGAGCAUCAACGGCGUUGACCUUCCAAAUGGUGGUGUCACCGGCGCUGUUGGAGAGAACUACUACUACAUCGCUGACGGAAUUGUUUCGUCCUUCCCAUUCACGAUCGAGAUUGAAAAUACAAAUGGCGAAACCGCCAGCGCGACGAUCAAUUCUGCGGCCGAGAUUGGUGAUAAUUUCUUUGUUGAUCUUGAUGCUCUUGUUUGA
Oikopleura dioica is the source of this 2976-nucleotide messenger RNA. The record is from the annotation of a GenBank genome assembly. Lineage: Eukaryota; Metazoa; Chordata; Appendicularia; Copelata; Oikopleuridae.